Messenger RNA from Trifolium pratense (red clover), 801 nucleotides. Its product is annotated as replication protein A 14 kDa subunit B-like. Gene Ontology annotation, cellular component: nucleus. Gene Ontology annotation, molecular function: DNA binding. The transcript has 3 exons. The record is from RefSeq and is a predicted model, not a curated record. NCBI's taxonomy places the organism in Eukaryota, Viridiplantae, Streptophyta, Magnoliopsida, Fabales, Fabaceae. Gene Ontology annotation, biological process: DNA recombination; DNA repair; DNA replication. Bases 130 to 453 code for a protein of 107 amino acids.
GUGCGUACUGUGGAAGAUUCUGGAAAGGAAAAAAGCGCGCUCCCUCGCUCUGGUCUCGUCUUGUGUGCUUCUUCUUGACUGCCUCUUCGUUUUUCAGCAAUUCGCAUCUGCAAUUGAAUCAAUCAGAAUAUGGAUACAUUAAGCCCUGCAGUCUUUGUCAAUGCAGAACUGUUACCCUUUUAUGUUGGAAGAAGAGUUCGUACUGUCAUGCAGGUUUUGCAUUCUGACGGUGUAGCUGUCAUUGGAAAAUCACCAGAUGAGAAGCAGUUGAUUGUAAAAGGACCACCCCCACCCGCUCCUCUUACAAGUUUUGUAGAAGUUGUUGGCAUUGUUAACAGUGACAAGUCCAUCAAAGCCGAGUUAUGGACCAACUUUGGUGAUGCAAUUGAUAUGUUCAGCUACAAUAAGGUUUGUCAGCUCGCAAAUGGAGAUUUUAAACACUUGUUCCUGUGAGUUGAGUUACAACAAGCUUAUCUGACUAUACAAAGAAGAGAGUUUGGCAAAUGGAGACUGUUUCUGCAUGUUUUCAGAGUAGAUGUUGUAACAAGCUUGUUCCGAGUAGGAAGCUUAUCUGACUAUAUUUUAAACAAUCACUGUUGUGUUUAAAAUGUUCAAUCGUUUGUUAUUGUUCUCAUGGUAAAUAAUAUUUGCUUGUUAUGAUUGAAAUCUAUAGAUUUUUCGGGGAUCAUGUCUAUUAGGAAUUGUUUUCUGAUUUUUAAAACACUUACACUUGUUAGUUAUCUUUAGAUUGACCUCUUUCAGAAGAUAUAUUGAGAAAUAAAUUUGUUGGUUUAUGUUGUA